Messenger RNA from Zophobas morio, 935 nucleotides. RefSeq lists its product as uncharacterized. The coding region runs from base 63 to 755 and encodes 230 amino acids. The record is from RefSeq and is a predicted model, not a curated record. The transcript has 2 exons. Gene Ontology annotation, molecular function: zinc ion binding; nucleic acid binding. NCBI's taxonomy places the organism in Eukaryota, Metazoa, Arthropoda, Insecta, Coleoptera, Tenebrionidae.
CGGUAUACCGCACGUCACCUGAGUGCAUCCCCGAGUUUAACCCAGCGGAUCAGAAAUUGACUAUGGCUAAAUGGCUUGACAAAAUUGACCAGAUGGCCGAAAUAAAUAACUGGAGCGAAAUGGUUACCAUACAAAAUAUGCAGAGUCGACUCACUGGCGUCGCGAAGACAUGGUACGACUACUUGACGUCAUACAAUUACGACUGGAACGAAUGGAAGGCUCUGUUAUUGCGUUCGUUUCCCGAACACCAUGAUUUCGCACACUUAUUGCGAGUAAUGCUCAAUAGAAAGAAAAGGAGAGAUGAAUCUUGGGCGAAAUAUUAUUUUGAUAAAGUGGGAUUGAUGAGAGUCUGCGGGAUCAGCGAACGAAACGCUGUGUCGUGCCUAAUUAAUGGCAUUGAAGACGACAUUAUCCAAACGGGUGCUAAGGCGGGCCGCUAUCAAUCGCCCGAAGAAUUAUAUGCUGAGUUUUUGAUGACCCUUCCUUCUGCCAUCAAGCCAGAUAUGCCACACAACACCAAGCUACGUUUAGGUGCAAGGCCUAAAUCUAUUCCGUGGGGCGAAGCUAGAAAGAGGGGUCCUCCAUAUGAUGCUAAGGGUCCAGAUGGCAAGCCAGAAUACAAGAGGAGGUGUUACAAUUGCGCAGAAAUGGGGCAUGUCGCAAAUAAAUGUUCCAAGCCACGGAAACAAUGUACAAACUGCAAACUUUUGGGACACACGGUCCUCGAGUGUAAGAAGACACUCACCAAUCAUUAAGCAAACACUGUACGUGGUCUGCGAGGACGCAGACUAACUGUAGCGUGGCCGACUGUUACAAAUACUCGAUUUGCCCGCCAAAUUGUCGGCUACUUUCGGAAGUCUCCACCAUCUACCCGAUGACGAGCAAAGGCGCUCCGCAAAUCGGAAGGCGCGAAAUAUGUAUCAAUAAUAACGAGA